GAGGCUUAAUCAGAGGUGAUCAACAGCAGAUCACUGGUUUAGUUUUGUUUAUUUAUAAAUAACCUUUGGAUGACCAUCAUUAUGCAUCCCUUCAGGGUAUUCAUAUGAAAUUUUGAUUGCCUGGGAUUACUUCUUGCAGCCAGUUUUAAUCAGAUGAACUACUGAACUCUUUAAAAUGGUCUCACUUAAAACUGAGAUCAUUUUACUUCUUAAUAAGCUGUGGAAUGCCUUGGCAUAUGUAUUUAUAGUCAACUUUUUAUGGACUGCAUGACAGGCACAAAACCCAGAAAAGGAGCAUGUAGGGAGAAUUAUGGUCCAACAUUGUACAGCACCUUUAAAAAGGUUUCAUAAACACAAUUUUUACUUGUAUUUGCAUUUCACAUUACUGGCCAAAGCAAAUUAGAACAUGAUUGGAAACUUUUUUAUUUUUAUUUUUUUCCAAAAAUCUUAGACUGCCAUAUUUUUACGUUAUAUUUUUUUGUUUAGGGACAUUCAUUGUAACUACAACGCCACAGUCUCAGUGCUUCUGCAGCCUCUAACGUUUUGAACUUUGAUCCAUCUAUCCUUGUAUUAUCUUUUGACCACACAGGAAAGGAAUCUCCACAGCAGGGUGCUGCUUUCAGGCUAACCUGCACUAAUCGUUUUCUACCAAUCCUUCUGUUUCUCAUCUAACCAGAACACCAAUAAACUCCAGGCAAAGUCAGGACUAUGUAAUUCCAUCCAUCAUAUCACUUAUAAAAUAUUUCAUAUUUCUUUCAUAAAACUCAUAAAUAAAGAAGCAGUGAGUGAACCUCCCUGCCUGUUACAUCUCUCUGCACCUACAUAAAUGAUUAGAGUUCAAAUAAUUUUAUGAUCGGUUUUCUUUGAGGUUUUAUUUUACACAUGGAAGUUUGACCGAAACAAAACAUGCAACUUCCUCCACGUACCUACAGAGCUGUGCAUCAUGGGGCAGAGGUAUGAAAUUCAUAUCCUCUUUAAGUCAGAACAUCAAGUCUUCUCGUAUUCCAAAUACACAGAGUUUCUACAGAUAUUAUCACUAUUGGUUUCACUUACAUGUUAAAGGGUCAGGAGGAAUUUUUUUUUUCUAUAAAUUCUGCAUUAUCUAAAAUAGAUGCUGGCUAUGUUGAACAAGAGCUAAAAUCAGAUGCUAUUCCCAUUUUGAAGGUUCACAGUUAACAACUUUCCCACUUCUAACAUUAUAUAAUCCUGAUCUUGAAACUGCAGCAGUUAGGCAUGCAACAUGCAAUAAACCUUAAGUAGCCUCUCUGUGAGUGCCUUCAUAGGACCUCAGCACUCUCUGCACCCUCCCAUAUCAGUAAAAGGAGUGAUGUGGGCCUCCUCUGCAAGCUUUCUUUUCUGGAGCUGUUUUACUGACAUGUCGGUGUCUCUGAGCCUAGAACUGCAUCUGCGUUUGCUGUCUUUCCAAAACAAUUGUUGAUGUGGAGGAGUAAAUGAUCAACCGUUCUACCUGUUUUUCUAUCUUCAUGCUCAAAAGUGUCCACAUUCUCCACAGAGGUAAUUGAGGGACUGGUGCUUCAGACUGAGUAAAGCAAUUCUUAAAAACCUCUAAGAGAAAUAUCAGUGCAACGUUUUGUCUCUCUCCCUACAGUCUGAAGCUUCCUCAUCCAUUUAGAGGCUCUCAAAAGUUACUUGCUUCGUUAUUCUAAUUUCUCUGAUUGUGCAUAUCAUUAUCAUUAUUAUGUUGAACAUGAAAUAGCUGUAUUCUUUCCUGUGUUUUUGACCUUGACUGGUAGUUAUGUUAUUUGCACACAAGAGGGCAGUGCAGUGAGAGAAAGGUGUGGUCACCUUAAGUUAUAGAGGUUUAAUUUGGUUUCAGCCAGACACCUGUUUGUUUUAUAGAUAUUAGGACCCAACAGAUGGCGGUAGAGCAACAAUUAUGGAUGCAAGCUGCCGUUAAAAUCUAAGAAAGAAGAAGAAGAAGAACCUGUCUGUUUUCUUUUGCUUCGGUUCUUUUGCUCAGUGUUUGGCAACCACAGAUAUGCUUUUGACAGGCAUCAUGGGAUCCCCACUGAAAAGUCUGGUUCAUGAUGAUGAUAGGUACCAGAGAUCCUUCCACCUUUUUCUGGAGCGCUCCUCUGAACACCAAUGCAUGCGGGACUUCAUCCACAGUAAACUACCCGACAUUCUGUCCAGCAUUGGAGAUGGAAAGUCCCAUCUAAAUGUCAUUGGAGUUGGAAGCGGAGCUGGUGAGAUAGACCUAGAGAUGCUCAACGAGCUACGUAAGAAGCGUCCAGGGGUGACCGUAGAUAAUGAGGUGGUGGAGCCAAGCAGCCAGCAGCUACACAACUACAAAGUUUUAGUGUCGCAGAAACCUGAGCUAAACUACAUCAAGUUCACCUGGAACAAGAUGACGGCCUCGGAGUUUGAGGAGCGCUGGAAACUGAGCGAGACGACGAAGAAGGCAGACUUCAUUCACAUGAUACAGAUGCUGUACUAUGUGAAGGAUCCCGGUGCUACCAUCAGCUUCUUCCAGAGUCUCCUCGAUAAGAAUGGGAAGCUUCUCAUUAUUCUUGUGUCUGGAGAGAGCGGCUGGGGGAAGCUGUGGCGGAAAUACAGGCACGAGCUCUGCAAUACAGAAAUAAGUCAAUGCGUGACCACGGGAGACAUCAAAAGCCUCCUGGACUCAAAGGGAGUGAGCUACCACAGCUUUGACCUGCCAUCUCAAAUGGAUAUCACCGAGUGUUUCACGGAGGGAGAUGAAAAGGGGGAGCUGCUGCUUGACUUUCUCACCGAAGUGCUGGAUUUUAAUAAAACGGCGUCACCAGAGCUGAAAGACGGCGUGUUGGAGCUGCUCCGGCAUCCGGACUGCAGCAUGGAGUCUGAGGGCAGAGUGAUCUUUAACAACAACCUCGGUGUCAUAGUCAUCGAUAAGCCAAAUUAAAAACAGAUCUUAGCUAGAGUGAAGGUCAGAUUAGUCCUAGAUGAUGAUGAAAUACUUUCAAGCACAUUGAGUAUCUUCAAGCUUUAUCCUGUAUUGAAUUUAGUUUUGUAUACAUGUUGAUGUUUAAUGAAUUCUAAAGUUCUCUAACGUAAAAUAAAUUAAUGUAUUCCUUUCAAUUUUUAUGAUUAAACUUGUAUUAUUAUGACAUCAAAGAUCAUUCUUACUCCGUUACAGACACUAGAUUUUUAUCCGGUCAUUACAGUUUGUAAUGAGCUGCUGUUGGCAGGCUGCUGCCCAGACCCCAUCAUACUGCUGCUUUCUCCGGGAGCGUUUUAUUCCAACUGUACAAAUAAAUAUAGAACU
Poecilia latipinna (sailfin molly) is the source of this 3265-nucleotide messenger RNA. Its product is annotated as histamine N-methyltransferase-like. The transcript is spliced from 7 exons. Bases 2000 to 2902 code for a protein of 300 amino acids. Gene Ontology annotation, molecular function: N-methyltransferase activity. The record is from RefSeq and is a predicted model, not a curated record. Lineage: Eukaryota; Metazoa; Chordata; Actinopteri; Cyprinodontiformes; Poeciliidae.